CCAGGCUAGCAGCCCCACUGGAGCCAAGCGCAGGGUCUGGGACGCAGUUGGGAGCGCAGAGGGCCGGCUGGGCGCCGCAGAGGCAGCAGCAGGCUGGCCAGGGCCUCCUGGGUGACAGGCCUUGCGUGGCCGGCUGGGAAGAAGUGACCAGAGACCAGCAGGGAAGAGACUGGACCUAGAGCAGGGGCGGCUGCCUCACUCGCUUUCCUGAGCCGAGGGAGCCAAGGAAUCUAGAGCAGCGUUUCCCCCAUCACAAAAAAAGACACUUGGUUUCCAGAGCAGCACCUUUAUGAGACAGCGCUGGGGGAAGGGGUCCUUGGAGCCUGGAGCAGCACCCUGCACGCCUUUCACUGAGGCCUCUGGGCCUCAGAGAGGACCCCGAGGUAGAAAGGAGGCCCGUUGGCUCUUGCUACCCACCCUGGGGAGAGAGGAAGUUCCCUGCCCGCCCCCAGGCCCAGGAGGAGCUGGGCCUGUCCUCGGGGGGUCCUGGCCCCUGAGGCUGCAGCAGCAGCCAUGUCCAGGCCGGGCCAAGGUGUGAUGCUGCCAGGGAGCGGGCUGGGGUUCCCACCGCAGAACGUGGCCCGGGUGGUGGUGUGGGAGUGGCUAAAUGAGCACAGCCGCUGGCGGCCUUACACGGCCACCGUGUGCCACCACAUCGAGAAUGUACUCAAGGAGGACGCCCGCGGUUCCGUGGUCCUGGGGCAGGUGGACGCCCAGCUGGUGCCCUACAUCAUUGACCUGCAGUCCAUGCACCAGUUUCGCCAGGACACAGGCACCAUGCGACCCGUGCGGCGCAACUUCUACGACCCGUCGUCGGCGCCGGGCAAGGGCAUCGUGUGGGAGUGGGAGAACGACGGUGGCGCGUGGACGGCCUACGACAUGGACAUCUGCAUCACCAUCCAGAACGCCUACGAGAAGCAGCACCCGUGGCUCGACCUCUCGUCGCUCGGCUUCUGCUACCUCAUCUACUUCAACAGCAUGUCGCAGAUGAACCGCCAGACGCGCCGCCGCCGCCGCCUGCGCCGCCGCCUGGACCUGGCCUACCCGCUCACCGUCGGCUCCAUCCCCAAGUCGCAGUCGUGGCCCGUGGGCGCCAGCUCUGGCCAGCCCUGCUCGUGCCAGCAGUGCCUACUGGUCAACAGCACGCGCGCCGCCUCCAACGCCAUCCUGGCCUCGCAGCGCCGCAAGGCGCCCCCCGCUCCCCCGCAGCCGCCGCCGCCGCCGCCGCCGGGAGGGCAGCCCGGCGCGCUCGCCGUGCGCCCCAGCGCCACCUUCGCCGGCGCUGCGCUCUGGGCUGUGCCCGCUGCCGGCCCAACCGAGCCGGCGCCGCCCCCCGGGGCGCCCCCGCGGAGCCCAAGUGCCCCCGGCGGCGCGCCCACCCCGGGACAGAACAACCUCAACCGGCCCGGGCCCCAGCGCGCCACCGGCGUGAGCGCACGCGCCUCCAUCCCGCCGGGGGUCCCCGCGCUCCCGGUGAAGAACUUGAAUGGUACCGGGCCAGUCCAUCCCGCCCUGGCAGGGAUGACCGGGAUCCUGCUGUGUGCCGCCGGCCUGCCGGUGUGCCUGACGCGGGCCCCCAAGCCCAUCCUGCACCCGCCGCCUGUGAGCAAGAGCGACGUCAAGCCCGUGCCGGGGGUGCCCGGGGCGUGCCGCAAGACCAAGAAGAAGCACCUCAAGAAGAGUAAGAACCCCGAGGAUGUGGUUCGAAGGUACAUGCAGAAGGUGAAGAACCCGCCAGAUGAGGACUGCACCAUCUGCAUGGAGCGCCUGGUCACCGCGUCCGGUUACGAGGGCGUGCUUCGGCACAAGGGUGUGCGGCCCGAGCUUGUGGGCCGCCUGGGCCGCUGCGGCCACAUGUACCACCUGCUGUGCCUCGUGGCCAUGUACUCCAAUGGCAACAAGGAUGGCAGCCUGCAGUGCCCCACCUGCAAGGCCAUCUACGGAGAGAAGACGGGCACUCAGCCGCCCGGGAAGAUGGAGUUCCACCUCAUCCCCCACUCGCUGCCGGGCUUCGCUGACACCCAGACCAUCCGCAUUGUCUACGACAUCCCCACCGGCAUUCAGGGCCCCGAGCACCCCAACCCAGGCAAGAAGUUCACCGCAAGAGGCUUCCCGCGGCAUUGCUAUCUACCCAACAACGAAAAGGGCCGGAAGGUGCUCAGGCUGCUUAUCACGGCCUGGGAGCGGAGACUCAUCUUCACCAUCGGCACAUCCAACACCACGGGCGAGUCGGACACCGUGGUGUGGAACGAGAUCCACCACAAGACCGAGUUUGGGUCCAACCUCACAGGCCACGGCUACCCGGACGCUAGCUACCUAGACAACGUGCUGGCGGAGCUCACAGCCCAGGGCGUGUCCGAGGCUGCGGCCAAGGCCUGAAGCCCGAGGCUGCCCACCACCUUCCCUCCUGCUUGGCCCCCUGGUCCGGCACUUGCCUCCCUCCGCCAGGUGUGUCCUGGCGGCCCAGGUUCAGGGCUGGGGAGGAGCCUGCGGAAGGAGCCAGAAGCAUUCUGGAGAUGUGGCUGGAGCUAGUUGGAAUGUGCUGGGAGGAAAGCAGGCCAGCCGGCUCCGACUUGUAGCUCCCCGAGAGGGUGGCGGAGAGAGUACCAGGAACCACAGCAACCUCCCUACCAAAAAGACAGAGCCCCACCCCCUCACGCAAACACACGUGUCCUGUUGAACACAUGCACGCACACCCACGUGCCUCUACUUACCCCCAGACUGGGGGGGAAGAGACAGAAGACCCCUGUGAUACUCCAUAUGGAUUCCCAUCUGUGUCUCUAUCACAUCAGUACAGGCUUGUCCACAGGCAGGAUUCAGGUCAAGCACCCCAGGGGACCGCUGGGGCUCCAAGGGGUAAGGGGCCCUUGGGAAGCUCAGCCUCUCCCCACCCCCCCAUCUCUGCCACCCAGUGAUGGGCAGUUGUGGGCCCAUGGGGUAGAAGCCCCAGCUUAGUCAGCAGGUUUGCAAAGGGGCAGGCCAGAGAGAAGGGCCCCCUCCUCGAGAGAGAGCCAGAGGGAUCUUAUUCUGUGCUGGUGUCUCCAUCUUCUGGGACUCUGACGUCCUUCUUCUCCCCUCCCAUCCCCAGGCCUUAUGUCUGUCCCAGAUAAAGGCACUGUUCUCCUUUCUUCCUCACUCCAUCCUCUCCACCAAAUGCUCCCAAAUGUCAAGAUCCAAAGACUGGAGCUUCUGGCUUCAGGAGCAAGACGAGGGGGCCUAGCUUAGGCCAGCAGGUCUAAAAAGCAGACCGGACAGCAAAGAGUCCAUUUUGCUUUCCUUGGGAGUGGGCAGUGGGGUGGCUGAUGGUCUUGGCCAACCAGGGGCCUGUUGCCCAGGCAACUCACCAGCUCCGCCUCUGUUGAUUGGCUGCCACGGUGGAAGUCAGCCAAGAUUUAAAGGGACGCCAGCGAUUGCUCUUUUGAAAACCUACCAGUCCCACUGUGGGUGGAGAAAUAAAUGGUCUUUCUCCUCCUCA
Neogale vison (American mink) is the source of this 3475-nucleotide messenger RNA. It is a transcript of the gene DTX1, whose product is annotated as deltex E3 ubiquitin ligase 1. Gene Ontology annotation, cellular component: nucleoplasm. NCBI's taxonomy places the organism in Eukaryota, Metazoa, Chordata, Mammalia, Carnivora, Mustelidae. Gene Ontology annotation, biological process: protein ubiquitination; Notch signaling pathway. The transcript is spliced from 9 exons. The record is from RefSeq and is a predicted model, not a curated record. The coding region runs from base 514 to 2379 and encodes 621 amino acids. Gene Ontology annotation, molecular function: zinc ion binding; ubiquitin protein ligase activity.